AUGGCAUUGCUCUUCCCCAAUUUCGUGAUUUCCACAGACACCUCAGAGGAUUGCUUGCUCUCCUGGGGAGCACUGCUCAAGAACUGCCGGGAUCUGUCACGGGGGAGGCAAAUCCACGCCCGCAUUGCGCAGAGCGAGCACCGCCGCAACAAAUACCUCGCGAAUCUGCUCGUCCAGAUGUAUGGCAAAUGCGGCAGCGUCGAUGACGCCCGUGCAAUCUUCGAAUCCAUAGAGAAUCCUAAGCUCUUCUCCUCCAACAUCAUGAUCCAGGCCUACGCACAGGCGAAAGAUCUAAAUCGAGCGCGCAGAACGUUCGAUGGGAUGCUCCGGCGAGAUGCCUCGACGUGGAACUCGAUCGUCACGGCAUAUGCCGACAACGGGCAGCUUGAUAAAGCGCGAGAGAUUUCCGAAUUGGAGAAGAACGAGAUCUCUUGGAAUGUGAUGAUCACGCUUUGCAUCCGCAGUGGAAAGAUAGCUUCUGUCAAGGAUUUGUUUGAUCGGAUGCCCGUGAAGACGAUCGUUGCGCAUACUGCCCUCAUCACAGUAUUUGCCAGGAAAGGGCAUUUGGAAGAAGCCGAGGCUUUGUAG
Messenger RNA from Selaginella moellendorffii, 588 nucleotides. RefSeq names its product pentatricopeptide repeat-containing protein At4g02750-like. The transcript has a single exon. Gene Ontology annotation, biological process: RNA modification. NCBI's taxonomy places the organism in Eukaryota, Viridiplantae, Streptophyta, Lycopodiopsida, Selaginellales, Selaginellaceae. The coding region runs from base 1 to 588 and encodes 195 amino acids. Gene Ontology annotation, molecular function: protein binding; RNA binding. The record is from RefSeq and is a predicted model, not a curated record.